AUGAAGCCCUUAUGGCUUCAAGAGCAAAGAAAAGGAUUGCAUCUUUCUGCUGACGAGCAGAAUGCAAUAUUAAGCAAUCAACGCAGCGCCCUCGAGCGUCUGAUCCAAAAUAACGGAUUAGACCUCACCUACUAUUCUAGUCACUUCCCGCUGCCUUUAUUGAACGAAAGUGAUCUACACCUCCAGCUUCUCCCGCACGAGAAAGAACUGGAUGACACUUUCUGUAGAGAGAUAGGAAAAAUAGUUCCCUAUCUCACCAACUCUACUAUUCAAGGUGUAGAAGCUUAUGUACGUGCACUGGACACAGCAAUGUUGUCCAUAGCUAAAAACGCAUCUAGGAAAGCCAUUCUAGAUAAAUUAGCAGUGCACUAUGUCCCAGUCCUUCUCUCUCAAGAGAACGGACUAAUCAAGACUUAUUACGAGACUAGUCUAAAUUCGACUAAUCUCCCCGCGUUAAAAUCUCUUCUAGGUACUUUUCGCACAAUCAUUCAAUUGAUGGAAGAUGACGGCCAUAGGGCCAACCUAGGAACAUCUCCAUCACCCCCUAAACAGAAUAACUUCCCUAUAGGUGGUUAUUCUACGCGUUUUGAAGAUUAUGUUUUGCGUAUAGACGGAAUCCGCAUGGAUUCCAUGGAAAUGCAUAAUAACCAAGCACUUCAAAACGAGCGUCGUAGACAAUUUGUGUCUGGUUUAGACGAAAAUCUUCGUAUUCUUGUUAACCCCCCUGGUUUUGAUUGCCAUUGGCACGUCUUUAAACAGGCUUAUUUUAACGGUUUCAGUAGAUUGUACCCAUCAGUUCCUCUGUUUGGUAAACGACCCAUUAACUCAACUGGCCGUAAGAAUAAUAAGAACAAGAAUAAUACUAACCAUAAUAGUAAUACUACUAACCACAAUAAUAAUCAUACUAACAAGUCUUCUAAUAACAAGAAGCAAGGGAAAAAGCGUACCUUUCAUAACAAAAAGGGUAACAAUAAAAAUAACACUUAUACUAACCCCAAUUUCUUACAACCUAAUCAGCAUAAUAACGGUAACAGUAAGGGUAAUAAUAAUUAUAAGAAAAAUUCUAACAAAUAUAACAAGCAAAUUAACACGAUUGCAGCAGAAGUUAGAGAACAACGUUCUUUACUUUCCUCUUUGAUAGAUAAGUUAUCUCUCUUCGACAUACCUAGAGCCACGCUAACAGUAGUCUGCUUAAUGGCUUUAUGUAUUCCCAGCUCCGCAUGGAUCUGUCAGAGAAACCCUCCUCAUUACCCACUAACUUUCCGUCAAUCAACUUAUAAGUUAGAUGAUAUCCAAAGCAUGGACGUUAGUCUGAUGACAGAGUUAUGCAAAGAAGAGGAUUAUCACGCUGCUGUUCGAGUCGGUGACAUUAUACUUACGGACGGUUCUUUCUUUUCACGAGAAACUUUCUCUGAAGCAGUAGAGCCAGCCAAAUGUACACCUUUCAUCAGUUACCUGAAUAAAUCUAAUGAUGACGUCUUCUUAGGACGUCUUACAACUGACCGCUUAACGGCAGUUGGUUUUGAUUUACUUUUAGAUAUUUAUGCUUAUCAUCAUGCAUUUAAUGAAUCCUGUCCCUCUGCUGGAGAUGAAGAACGUUCCAUUCCUUUGGGUCGUAACGUACCUGUAUCACCCAUACGAAAACGCAAACGCCCUGAUGGUUUCGACGUUAACAACUCUCCGGAAUUAUCUGAAAUGAAACAGAGUAAUGCUAUUAAAACUGAUCGUAUACGUGAUUUGGAAAAUGAAAUUUUACGCUUACACGAUAAAGCUAAUCUAGCUUAUCAAGCCCUUAGAGACGACCAGAAGAAAUCUGACUCCCUCAACUCUAAAAUACUUAAUCUUGAAUCAGAACUUACAAAAGCCCGUGAUUUGGCAACAGAUGCCAACGACCAACUCAUUGUCACUCGAAAAACAAUGAACGAUCUUAAGAUGGAACUCUCUGAUCUUAAGGAAACACACUCUAACCAACUUACCUUAUCGGAAGGUACACAGAAUGCUAUAGUUGCCGUUCAGCAAGCUCAUAAACAAAAGCUUGCCUCCUUGAAAAGCGAACACGAAAAUGCACUACAGACUUCCCGUAAAACGCAUCAAUCUGCCAUAGCUGCAUUAAGAAAAGAAUUAUCGUCUGCUUGUGAUAACCGUAUCAAAGCCGCUGAAUCCAAAGCAACACAGUCUACCCUACUUCAACGUGAACAAGAUAAACUUGCUUUCCAGAAGGAAGUGGAACGUGUAAAAGCUGAGUGUAAGCGCGAGAAAGACAACGAAUUAAUUCACAUGCGAUCUAUAUUUGAUUCUCAAUUAGAAGAAGUCAAGAAAUGCAUCCCGGCAACCAAUGAUAUCAAGAUGGAGACUGAUAACACGCAAGCUUACUUGGAGAAGAUAUCCGAUCAAGCCCGCACUAUCAGUUCUUUACAGCAAGUUAUAAACGCACAUGAUUCUAAAACUCUUGCACAUACACCUAAUUUCGAUCCUGCAUUAUGCACAUCAUAUAAUAAUUUUGUAACCUUUUUAGAACAUGUUAAACAUCUAAAUGUUUCUGAUGCCAUGACUACCUUACCCAGUAGCAUUGUAUCUUUACUUACAUUUAUUUCUACAAUAAUUGGUACCCGUUUACUUAGUAUGCGUCGUAAUCGACAUAAUGAUCAACAAUACACCCUGGAUACUUCACCUAGGUUACCAACUUUUAACUCCUUACCAACCGAAUCAUCUCCAUUAUGGAAAUUUGGCGAUGGUCCCGUUAAAAACACCAUCAACGCUAUCCUAACUGAAGCUCUUCCGACCUUACGUUGGAUGCUUGACGGAUUCCCUAUCCUCGUCUUACUGGAUACCGGAGCAUCCAUCAAUGUCCUUCAUUCUAGUAUCGUUUCUCGAUUAACUUCCUCUUAUACUAAACGACCAAUUUCCGAAGACCUUAUCGCUUCUUCCGCUAAUGGUUCUUCCAUCUCUUUAGAAGCUAAUAUCACUAUUGAGAUUCAAAUUGGGAAUGAAAAGAUAUUAUUUGACUGUUAUGUUAGCCCUGACAUCAAUCACGAUCUUAUAGUUGGCCAGCCUGGUCUCCGUUCAUUUGGUGAUUUCUCCCUUCAAUGGUCAUCAGGUACUAUAACUUUAGGUUCUCAUAAAUUUUCAAUGAAUAAUACCUUUCCUUUCCGCAACACACAAGAAGAAUUUAUUAAUCCUCGUAGUACAACAGUACUGAAUCCAAAGAUUAUUGAUAAACCUUUUGGCGACGGUACACCAGUUUACGCAAUAACUAACCCCUACUUCAAAGGUAAUAAUCGUCUUCUUACUUAUAAUACAGCUUCCCCUGUUUAUAAUCAACGAAUUAGUUAUGUUAUUGACAAUCAUGGUAACAACCCUGUCACCAUCCCUAGAAAUACAUUAUUAGGAUAUGUUACUUUAAUCGAAACUAUUUCUGAUUCAGAAAUACGAAUAACCAAUAAUGGUUAUAGUAGUGAUGAAGCCGACAUUUGUGAUCGCCUUCCUCCCUAUCCAUCCACUAAUGAGAGUAAUCCACUAGAUAAACAAUCAUUUCUUAAAUUAAUUCGUGUCCCAGAUUCCAUUCUGGACGAAACAACAUCCGUUGCCUUUAACACCCUGUUAUGGAAAUACCGUGAAGUAUUUUACGAAUAUAAUAGCUCUCCUGGUCUCUAUACCGGACCUGAAGCAUUGGAACUACAAACAGUACCACAUGACCUUCCUCGUCCAAUUAGAGCCCCUAGAUAUACUUUAGAGAAAGAAAAUGAAGUCGCUCGACAAGUUGAGGACAUGUUAAACAAUGACAUGAUUGAGCCCUCACGAACUCCAUAUCUAUCACGUAUUAAUUUAGUUAAAAAGAAAAACAAUGCAUGGCGAUUUGUUGUUGACUUUAGGAACAUUAAUAAACUAAUACAACCACAAUCACAUCACAUUCCACGCAUUGAUACUAUCUUAGAUAAAGCUUCAGGAAAAGCUUUUUAUACAUCUCUCGAUUUAAAGAAUGGCUUUCACCAAUUAACUUUAGAUAAAAAUAGUCGUUAUCUUACAGGUUUUCCCACACACAUGGGGAUAUUCCAUUAUAAACGGAUACCCAUGGGAUUAGUUGGCAGCCCCGAUUUCUUUAACUACGUUAUGGAAAACGUUUUUAGUGAUACGAACAACUUCGUUUACCUAGAUGACAUUCUUCUAACUAAUGAUAGUGUUUCUGAACAUCUAACUAAUAUAUCAUCCGCACUGGACAAAGCAAAACGCUUUGGCCUUCGUUUCUCUCUCGAUAAAUGCCUCUUCUUUCAAUCUUCCUUGGAAUAUUUAGGUUUCCUAAUCUCCAGCGAAGGUAUUCGCCCUAACCCGGCCAAGACAGAAGCUCUCUCUAAGAAACCAAUACCUAGAAACGAAAAAGAACUGCGUUCCUUUUUAGGCGCAGCAAAUUACUAUAGAAAGCAUAUACCUUCUUAUAGUUCAAUAGCUAACAUCUUAUAUGAUUGUACCUCUAAUUUUCUCUGGACUUCUAAACAUACCGAAGCCUUUGAACAACUUAAAGAUGCAAUAAUUAAAGCAUGUACUUUAGCUCCACCACGCCCUUCUAUACCUUUUACAAUACUAACCGAUGCUAGCAUCCAAGGUAUAGGAUCAGCCCUAAUGCAAGAAGGAAGACCAAUAGCCUUCGCUUCUCGCACAUUGAAGAAAGCCGAACUUAUGUAUGCCCCAGUACAACUGGAAGCACUAGGUUUAGUUUUCGCUCUUAAAUCUUUUAGCCCUUAUAUUUAUGGUAAACGUACCACAAUCUUAACAGAUCAGAGUAGUCUCCUUAGCUUAAUGACUAAAUCUGAUGUUUCGAAUAUUCUUGACCGAUACAAAAAUUAUAUAAUGGGUUUUGAUCUUGACAUUAAAUACAUUAAAGGCACAGAUAACACCGUUGCUGACUAUCUUAGUCGCACCGUUUUUAAUCUUGAAUUAACAUCUACUGAUUCUAAAUAUAUUGAUGCCUUUCCACCAGUAACUAGUUAUUUACAACUUCCAUACAAUCUUUCAAUGUUUAGUAAUUAUCUUAAUGAAAAAGAGCGUUUAACCUAUCCUGAUUGUAAAAUUAACUCACGAGGAAAGACUCGCUUCUUCGUACCUCAAUUAUUACGCUUCUUAUUACUAACACGCUGGCAUGAACAUCCUUUACUAGGUAAUCAUAACGGCUUUGAUAAAGGAUCUGCUAAAUUUAAAGAAUUAUUUUUUGAAAAUCACUACGCUUUAGUACUAAUUGAUGAAUUUAGCAAAUUCGUUAUAAUCCGUCGCACUCCUAACCUAGGAGCCGCAGCAGUAAUACAUAUUCUUCAGGAAAUCAUUUUUUUAUUAGGAUGUCCUGUUAUUUUGAAAUCCGAUAAUGGACCUGCAUUUAUCUCUCAUGCUUUUAAUGAAUUUUGUAAAACUUUUGGCCUUCAACAUCAUCUCGUUUCCGCCUACAAUCACCAAGGUAAUGGUAUAGUAGAACGUUUCAACCGAACAAUUCGAGAAUCCAUCCGCUUAUACAAACAAACUAAUCUAGAUGACAUUCUUUGGACAUCGCAAUACGCUCAUAACUUUAGUUAUCUUACUAAUCAACAUGGAAAACCUAAAGAAUUUAUACUGAAUACACCUGAUCGUUGGCUUAAUGAUACUUAUAGCAAUAAUCAACUAUCGGGGAGAAAAGAUCUGCUAAUCUUUAUGAAACAUCAGUUAGAUCCAAAGAAAUCAACAAAGGAACAAGACAAUAAGAAGACAUUAAAGAAAGGUACAAUAGUAUUCAAAAGAAAUCCAGCAGCUCACAAAAAUGACUCGCAAUUUGAUGGACCCUACAUCAUAAUGGAAAACAUUCAUGGAGAUUCAUAUUUAAUCCAAAAAUCUUCCCAAAGUGGCAGACCCAUUGGUACACCAUUUAAAUCAAACGCAAGACUACUUAAAGUAGCACCACAAGCAAUGCAGCAGGAAUUGAAGAAGAUUCAACAAGAAGAAGUUCAAACACCUAUCAGUGAUGAACUAACAAACAAAAUAACACAAAAUGAGCAACCUCAACGAAAACGAGGACGACCUAAGAAAAUACCAGCAGUUGUUAAUAAACUGCCAGAAAAGGAUGCAAAGGAUACUCGCAAACGCGGACGUCCUCGCAAGAAUAAAAGAAAGGAAAAUAAAGAUCCUGCACAGACUUCUACAAAGAAGCGUGGCAGACCAAAGAAAAAUAUACAAUUGAAUGAAACUUCAUCCAAUGUAUCAAAUAAACUCUAA
Molecule: messenger RNA, 6231 nt
Organism: Strongyloides ratti
Lineage: Eukaryota; Metazoa; Nematoda; Chromadorea; Rhabditida; Strongyloididae
Product: Reverse transcriptase domain and Integrase,catalytic core domain and Ribonuclease H-like domain and AT hook-like family and Aspartic peptidase domain-containing protein
Exons: 2
Coding region: 1-6231 (2076 amino acids)
Biological process (GO): proteolysis; DNA integration
Molecular function (GO): DNA binding; aspartic-type endopeptidase activity
Source: RefSeq, a predicted model, not a curated record